GUCACCUCUAGAACUGUCAACAAGAAAGAGAGGAAAUGAAUGAGGAGGUCCAUUGCGAUAUUGCGAUUAUUGGUGGAAUAUUCUAAAAUUCGUAGCCGCUGGAGACUGUGUUUGAACAAUUUGUGUUUUGUGUGAAAGUUGUGUUAAUAAAUGACAGAAAAAUAACCAGUUUACAUGUUUAUUUUCGCUUUAACUGAUCAAAAUGUGGGACUCACCAUACCUGACUUGUUUGUUUCUGUAUAUAUUUUCGUUUCAAAUAAUUGUCACUAAUUCACGCACUUCUAAUAUUUGGAAAUUGAAUGCGGAAGGAGACCAGAUCGUGGACGGUAGUACACUGUCUCAGGAUGAAUCUGAUAAAUCUCGCAUGAAUGAAGAAGACCCUAUCUUCAACAUAGUAACGUCGACAGUGUAUUAUGGGAACACAUGGACUAAACAUGGCUUUGACAUGUUUUGUACAGAUUGCCAAAUAUAUGAACAACAGAGGGCUGGUGUUGAGAACAGUGAUGAGACGACACCGGCCGAGGUGAAUGGUGAUGCGGACGAUGAGUACUUAGAUUGUGGUAAAGCGGUCAACUUUACAUAUUAUGAUAACCUGGUCGGAGUGGCCAGGCGCCAUAGACAUCCCAAUGUACCUGAACCACAGGUGUCCCUAAUAUUCCCAAAGAAGAAAUCGAACGGUCUAUCGCCGUCGGAAAUAAAUGGUUUCGAGAAACGUCUAAAAAAAGCAAAGAGAGAGAAACCAAAAUCUGUACAGCUGUACAACCAGAUUGGAAACUUCUGGAGGAUCAAGGGCGACACGAGACAGUCCAUCGAGUGCUUCAGACGCGCUCUCGCCGUCUCACCAUAUAAUGCAGAAGUCCUGCUAAACCUUGCAAGGGUACUAUUCACCCUACAAUACUUGGACGACGCCAUCUACCUAACGCGGCGGUCGUUAGAGGUCCAACCGCCGGAUCGCAGCGCGUGGCAACAGUACUUCACGCUCGGCGAGAUAUUCAAGGCAUAUGGACAUUAUCAGGAAGCGGCAAUGCACCUGAGACACGCUCUCGACUUGAAACCGGACUAUGAACCCGCUAUGGCCGCAUUGAAAGACAUCGAGAACACGCCAGAGGCAUCUGUGCAUGUCUAUACACUCCUUAUUAUUGUGUGUUUGGUGAUGGGAGUGUUACUGGUGAUAUUAUCGUCAGUGGAUAGUGGCGGUGAUGUAGAAGAGCACAAGACUCAACGACAUUUCAACCGAGCUAUGGCGAUGCGGUCUCUUCGCGGCGUGGCUCUACCUGGCUCCCGUGGACGCAAGAAAGGCGGAUCCUAAACCCCAUCUCUAGCGAUAAAAACCUGAGUUUAUAGUCUCUGGUCGUGUUCCUAAAUUGAUUUGUUAUGUGUAAGGCCAGUCACAUUGUUAUGGAACUUUUUUGAAAUAAUUAUUGCCAUUUCAUUCUAAACAGAUGUUUUGAAUGUCAGUAUUUGGUUUUUUAUAGCUUAAUUUGAUUCACAAUGCGAUGUUAUUAUUGUGUCUCCACUAAUAUAAGUGCAUAAAAUGAAAAACUUUAUUUUGGACUGCACUACAAAUGAGUAAAAUGAAAGUCCAUCGGAUGAAGUCCAUAGUAAUGUGACUGGACUCAAAACUGAAGAACAUUGUCUAUGUUCAAUACUUUUGUGUUAAAACUUUUUUUUAAUAUUAUGAGAAAAAUUGUCUGUGUAUCAGCAAGUAGUGCUGAGAUAAAAUGAAAUUAAAAAACAGACAUUGCCAACAAUUAAAAACUGAAAUUAAAUAAUUUCCAGUUUAUUUAGUUCUUAAGUUAUCUCUCUUAUGAAAGGUCCGUAGGGCAAUAUUUUUUUACGCCCAACACCGGAUCUUGUUUUUUUUUUGUUUGUUGAAAGGAGAUUGUAAACUCAGGAUGUAUGAACAACUGUCAUUACAAACAUUUAAGGCUUGAUGAAACAAAUUACGAGUGAUGUUGUCUUAUAGCUACAAUGUUUUAUUAUAAUCGCUAUUGAUUGACCCGUGGGAAAUCGAUGAAACCGUUGUUAUGGUACUGUUCUCUUAAAUCAUAUUUUUGUUUGUUACAUUUUACCGAAAAUAACAUUUUGUAUUUCAUCAAGUUAACUCUAUAAAAAAGCUUUAUCUAUUAGUUUUUUAAAUGUCAAUAUAUUUGUUACGUUUUUGGUAUGGCAACACAGCUCAAUGUUGUUAUUAUCAUAGAAGAAAGUACUUACAAUAAAUUAUGUCUUACUUGGUGAUAUAUCAUCAUAUUUUUUAAAGAACGAUAUGUUUUACUAAAAAUUUGUAAUCAUGUCUUCUGAGAAAUUAAUUAGAUACCAGUUAACUUGAUGACAUAUACCAUAUCUAUCCUUUUUGUGUUGUGAUAAAACUAACUCAAGACUCUGAUGCUACGACUUUACAAUGGCUGGUUGUGCUAAUAACUUAUUAAUAUAUUUAUGUAUUUACAAUUUAAUGGAACAGUGCCAUCAAUCAGAGGCUAAUGUACAAAAUAUUCUUUAUGUAAAUGUGACCGGAAUGGUCUUGCCAUGUCUCAUUUGAUCUCUGCUUGUAGUCCUCAUCACGUCGCGGUCAUACUGACGUGGUGUACCCUUUUAGCAGUUAAAAAAAUUAUAAAAAAACAGCUUUUCAGUAAAUUUACCUUUUAUAAAUUAAUACGAUCUACAAAUCCACUCCGUUCUCGUUUAAUAUAUUUGUAUCUUAAGAUAAGAAUGUUCUUUUUAACAGAAAUAAUGCUUUCGAUAAGCAAUAAUAGUUAAAUACUAUUUGUAGCUAGUUGAUAAUAUUCGAAUAAUGAACAAGCUCGAAUUUUCAAGUUAAAUGUUAUAAACGGAGUUAUUGAUAUAAUUGAUAAUAAUAUUUGAGUACUACGCAGUAAUGUAUUACAGAAAAUGAACAAUAUACUGCUAUUAUAUGGAGUGUACACGUAAUCCGUCAAGUUUACGAAGACAAGAGAUGGUAAUGGCGUGCCUGUCUUGCAACGAGCGUAUCACUUUUGCAACCUAGUCAUUCACUUAGACAAGUUUGGUCCGCGCAGAGUCGGGGCCUCGUGUGUGUAUUUCGUUUAGUAGUGCAUGCAAAUAAACUUGUUAAGUGUUCGUAGCGUCUAAGGAUUUAAAACGGAGGAGCAAGUCUUAAAUUCGAGAUUGGUAAAAAAUGUACCUGUUUUCAGUGGUUCUUUUGUUAAUUUUUGACUAUUUAUAAUACAUGAUUGUCCUAGCAUCUA
This is a messenger RNA of Spodoptera frugiperda (fall armyworm), 3224 nucleotides long. RefSeq lists its product as uncharacterized. The transcript is spliced from 7 exons. Gene Ontology annotation, cellular component: actin cytoskeleton; cytoplasm. Gene Ontology annotation, biological process: actin filament polymerization. The record is from RefSeq and is a predicted model, not a curated record. The coding region runs from base 203 to 1309 and encodes 368 amino acids. Gene Ontology annotation, molecular function: protein binding. Lineage: Eukaryota; Metazoa; Arthropoda; Insecta; Lepidoptera; Noctuidae.